GCGCGUGUGUGCUUUUCUCUCUUCUUCUACGCCCUGGCCGUCGUCGUCUUCUUCUUCUUCCCUACCUUCUUCGCCCGGCCGGUACGGUUUGCGUACACACCGAGCGUGCACGAUACGCUCAUCGGCUAAGUAAUCGUGGCGCGGCGCGUGUAAAAAGCACACCGCCGUCGACGAGGAGGUACGCGGAGGACGCGCGUGUGGCACGGCGUGUGCAAUUAAAUCGAACGCGAGUGUCGGGAUACGACGUAACAAAUAAUCGGUACUGGUCGAACAGAGAGCGAAACCGGGGAGGAUUUCGGCCACCGUCGGCGCAGCGGGUGUCCGCGGACUAUCAGCGCGACAGUGUUCGGUGAGGUCCGCCGAAGUGGCAGCAGCCGCUUCGCGUCGCAGUGACAGAGAGUGACGGUUGCAGCGCAAGGAGGAGCGACAUGUCGACGACUCGGUUAUGCGGUCGCGACGCGAUCCCCUUUGGAAGCCGGGCCACGACGAGGUGACGCACGGCGACCGGACAGUAGCACCGCUCGGGGACUCUCAUUGGGUCGGUACAGUGUUUCCGCGCCCGUUCCACGGUGAGGACUACGCGUGUGCAGUGGACGUGUGACAAGUGGUGCCUCGAACUGGGAGAUAAAAACAUCCGGACGGAUACGUGCGACAGAGAGACCGAAAGUGAAUAUUCCGGCGCAGUGAGCCCGAUCGAGACGGAUCACGAGUGUGGAUACUGAGGAACGGUGCGAGCCCGCGGUGCGGACUCCCGAUGACGACUCGCCGCGUUCCGUCCACCUAGUCGCCGUGUGCUCGUGGCGAGCUCCCAAAAUUCGGGCCCCAUACGGAGCGCGGGCGGCGGCGACGACGUCGUCGGCGAGUUUGGCGGCUAGGGCCUUGGGCUGUGGCGGCGGCAUCGACGUCGCGUCUAAAGUGGAGCGUCCGGGCAGCACGACGACGCUCAACUUCACGGAUCUGGGGAGCCCAUUCGGGGCGGGCGACCCCUGUCCGUCGAGUACCCCGACCCCGAACAGCAUGUCGGGCGGCGGCGGACCGACCGGCGGCGGCGGUGGCGGCGGAGGCGGCGGCGGCGGUGCCGCCGGUACCGGUGGCGCCGGCUCCGACAUGGAGCAGCAUCUUCAUCACGCCGGUCUCGGCUCGGUGACGCCCGGGCCACCCGGUGGCAACGGCGGCGACAGCACGACGUCCAGCACGCCGGUCUCCCAGAGCGGCAAGUCCGCCUUCAUCGAGCUGCAGCACAACAACCUCUACAAUCCCGCGAGCCUGCGCGGCGGUUAUCCGGGCGGGCACAACGUGCCCGGCGCCCACCAGUUCUCGCACCAGGUCGGCUCGCUGGCGCACCAGGGCUCCGGGCCCGGCAGCGGCAAUCAGCAGCACGCGGACGCGGGCUUCCCCAGUCCCAGGUCCGCGCUCGCCGGAUAUCCGUUCGCGCCCAUGCACCAGCACAACGCCUACGGAUAUCACCUGGGAUCGUACGCCCCCCAAUGCCCCUCGCCGCCCAAGGACGGUGAGUACCCCAACUACCUCUCGCCAUUGGGUGAUAAAGGCGGAAGCCUCGUCGACGAACUCGGCGGCGGCGGCGGCGGUUCCCUCAGGAACGGCAAGGGCAAGAAAAUGAGGAAACCGAGGACGAUUUACAGCAGCCUGCAAUUGCAGCAGCUCAACAGGCGGUUCCAGAGAACGCAAUACCUCGCGCUACCAGAGAGAGCAGAGCUCGCGGCUAGUCUCGGACUCACGCAAACACAGGUGAAGAUCUGGUUUCAAAAUAGGAGGAGUAAAUACAAGAAGAUGAUGAAAGCGGCGCAGCAGGGCGGAGGUGGCGGCGGUGGGCAACACGGCAGCCUUUUAGCAGGUGGGACUGCUCUACCUGGCGGACCAUCCCCUCAGCCCGGGCAACCCGGAAGUCUCAUGCAAGGAGGGGGCGGAAGUUCCGUUUCGGGCAGCCCAACGACGGGUUAUCUCGGCGGCAUGGGCGGCGGGGGUGGCGGUCACACCCCUGGGAGCUCGAGCCCCGGAAGUGAGAUGUCGCCUCAGCACAACGAAAGCCCACCAGCACCCUCCUGGCCGGGCGAGAUGAAGCACCAUCCGCAUCCUCACGCGCCACCCCACACCCAUCAUCAUCCGCAUACGCCUGGACAUCAUCCACCACCACCGCCACCGCCGCCGCAUCACGCGGGUUACAUGCCGCAGUAUUCCUGGUACCAGGCGGAUCCCAAUCCCGGACUACUCACGGUAUGGCCAGCAGUUUAACGAAGAUGUCCAUCGAACUGAGUUGAAGUGAACCACCUCUUCGUAGCACCGCGGACAUACCAGCGCUCCUACCCCAAAGUGUGAAUACGUGUAGCGCCUCUCGCGAGGAAAAUUGAAUGUUAAUAUUGUUUCUAAUCGUCUCUAACGAAACCCGCGUGCCGGUUUCCGUGCGGGCCGUCCGUCUCGAAGUGAGAGUAGUACGAGAACAGUGCGACGUCGUAAUACACGUCCCUUAGCGAAAUAUUAAUGAUAAUAAUACUAACGAUGAUGCAGCCGCGCGCGAGUGCCGAUCCUGGAUCGGCAACGAUGUGUGUGCUUGUGUGCGUUCUCAAUGAAGCGAAGCUGAAAGCUGAUCGAAGAGGACCGACGCACUCGAGUGCGCCAGCCAACGUUGGCUAUCGACGGGAGCGCCGCCGAAAACCAGAAGUCACGAACGAUACGCCCACAUCGAGUGACUCUUGACCGAUAAGUGACACACGUGGUUUUGGUGCGCGCAUCGUUCCGUUGUGCCGCGGGAUGUGUGUGUGUGUGUGAUUGAUCCGUCCUGCGAAUCAACGUCGGUUUGGAAGAAGGGAACGACAGCAUCGUCACGCCGCAUGGUGAAGUAGACGUUGUAAAAAGAAAGGGAAGAAAGUCAAGUGAUAGUGACGUCAGGUAAUCAGCGGGUCGCGACGCGAGGUUCGGCCGAAAAUCGACGACCUGCGAUCGUUCGCGACGCGCAUUCAUUGAUGAUCCGGCCGUUGGUGAUCUUGAAGUUCGAUUCACGGAAUCGGAGCACACUUGUAGAGCUACGCGUAUGAUUGAGUGAUCGUCACGACUGUAACGCUUUUCGUGUUUGGCAAGUAAUCGUUGUCGCGGAAGUAAGAAUCGCGCGAGGAAUCUUUCUUUCCGGAGGAAAUCGAAUAAAAACCGGCUCGUCCCUCUGUGUCCGUUCGUGCCGACCGUCGCGAUUGCGUGCAUCGGAUCUAAUUUGAUUACAACGGUUAAUUAUAAGCAACGAUUGCCUCCGAGUAAUUAUUUUCAUUGUGGAAAUGUUGUUGUCCGCCGUUCGUCAAGCGUGGAAUUGUGUACCGCGAGUUCACUCGCGCUUCGAGUUAAUUGUUAAUCAAAUGAAAUAUUACGCAAUAUGAUUAUUUUCUAGGAAGGAAAUAUUGAAUUAUGUGACGUUGCCAUCGCAAUUACGUGUUACCAAAAGUAAUCCGAUCGUCAUUAUUAGGUGUUAAUUGGUUGUAUUUGUACGUCAGAAGCCUCAAACCCCUGUAAUGAGCUGUGAAAGAAGAAAAGAAUAUUUUCUCACAAAUCUCGAUCAAUUGCAAACUCGACGUUUCAACGUUUGUGUAAUCGAGGUAAUUGGUAUUAUUUUCGGUUGUGCUCGGAAGAUUUUCAAAGCGUCAAGUUUGAGACUUCCGAUCUACAUUGUCGCUGUCAUCUUCAGUCGCAAUUAUCUUUAGAACAAAUCGACAAAAUCCGAUGAUCAAGGAUUCUCGGGGAGCUAUCAUGGAACUAUUUGCAAUUUCGAUUGAAAACGCGAGUUUUCGACUAACGAAUUUCUGGCCUCGAUGUUGCCCGUAUCGUAAAUCUCUGUUUAAAUUGGCCUACCACGGAUUAAACGAGCAAGUGGUAGCGAUCUUCUGCAAUCGUGACACGAGACUAGUCGCUUCCGUUUGAUUGAGCUGAAACGGGAUAAAUAUCGACAUCUUUCGGUAUUUUUCUACGGUAUAUUCAUCGGAAAACAUGUCGACGUGAAUUCUGAUGGCUACGGGUAGAAAAGUGUGAGAUAUUAUCGAGCGCUCUUCGAGCGUCCAACUGCUCAUAUCACUUCCGGACGUAAAGUUCGAGCCACAGGAAUUUUACAGCGGAAGUCAUGCGUGUGUAUGCGUGUGCAAGAGACACGUACGAAUCUUCACGGCAAAACAGUCGGCAAAACGGAUCCCGGUCAGAAGUCUCCUCGAAUAGUUCCACGUUAACUUCCCCGCUCGGGUAAUCUCCAUUUAAUUACGGAUUCUCUCUCGGUUCUACGUCGGUGUUGACGAAUAAAGAAUUUACUAGUGUGACAAAUAAAAAAUUAUUUUCUGCCCUACUUAGACGAGAGACGAAACAUUUAAACUCGCACAACUCCCAACUAUUCCCAAACUUAACGUCGCCGACGAGAGAAUUAACGAGCGCCAGAGUGCGGCGACGGUAACGGUGCCGGCGAAUUUCCCGACGUGAGGGAAACGUAGAAAGUCACUGUCUGAAAAUAAGGAAGGGAACGCGAAGAGAUCAAGUUUGAGAUCACUGGCCUACAUCCGGUACUCGUCUGGUAAUUGUGCCCCGGACGAACUUAACGAACCCCGGGCGAGCAACGGGACCAGGCCGGGAUCCUUUCCAGUGCGGCUCGAUCGAGCGAUAUUUUCGUCACCUUUCCGAACCAGGCCAGUCCGGCACGAUCGUGCAUCUCUAAAAACCCAUUUCCAUCUCCUCGCAAAUGUCAAUUGCCGAUGACGGUUAGGCCGGUCGAUCCUUUGUGACAGUUACCCAACAACCGCGAGUGCAGCCGGCCUACUUCGUGCGCGGGCUGGAUCUCGCGUGAUAGACAGAGAGGAACGACAGGAUCGGCGAAGUUGCGCGAAACGGUAGACGGGGGGAGGACGGGGGGAGAAAGAGAAACAACGUUGCAUAAACUCGUUGAGCAGUCGUUCCUCAAGGCGGUUGGAAGUAAUGAAAUCCUAAUGACAUUUUCGUGAGUCAAACGAUCUCGGCAAUCACGGUGGCUCGCUGUAAUCACCGGUCCCUCCUUCCCGGAUGAGGCAACCGGCCGGGGGCCUCCUCCGAGGAGGAGAGGAAUACGCGAGAGAUGAACGGAGGAGCGAUAGCUCGAGGGACGAACUGAAGAAAAAAAUCAUUAGCUCGAGACCGGCGACGCGCGGGACGCUGCCGACGUCUGAGCUCAUUAGGAACUUCGGAAAUGUAGGGAAAAUGUCGCUUGGAUUUCGGCACCGAUCGGUUCGUCCACAUCGUAGUCCCCUUUGUAGCCAACACGCGGCCCCUUUUUAACCGCCAUCGAUUCUGAUGUAUUUUAUACCGGGCAAAUCAACCUCUCCCAUCGGACAUUUUUGCGUUAAAAAUAGUUCCCAAGAUAUUUAUUUAUUUAUAGACCUUCGCUCUUUUUACCAAAAGCGUAGUUUGGUUAAAUAUAAAUUUCGCGUGGGAUAUAGCUGAUCGUUAAUAUAUAAAUAAUCUAGACGAAAGCUCGAUAAAUUAAUAAUAAAUUAAACGGAACACAGGAUUUGCCGCCUCUCUGGAAUGGUGGCAGCGUCGAGAUCUUUUUCUAAAUAACGGUCUUCUUUUCCGCCGCUCUGGCGACAAUCCAGCGUCACGCUACAAGCUGGUCAAGUUGCGGGUGAGCGAAGCGGUGGACUGUUUUACGCUGUUUCUUCUUUUGCUAUUCUCCGUCGGCCAUAUUGGGUCACCCUUGCCAUCUUGCGUCGCGCAAUAUCUAGCUUUCCAAGAGACGAUGCCAAACCGCAAAAACAACGGCUGCGACUUGCGACCGCGGGAAACUGGGAGGGUCGGCGGGCCCCACCGCUGACCCAGAUCCACUGUCUCGUCGGUGCAACAAUGGUCGUCGUCUCAUGAGAACGCGUAGUCCCGCGGGGUCCCUUUCCUUCCUGAUUCUGCCUUUUCCUUCGCUCUGAUUGAUGUUACCGUUCGGCACAUGUCGCGACGUACGCUGCUGUCGCGCCAAGCCUCGCUUUCGCACAUCCCAACUCGGAUCUCCAUUACCCAACAUCUCUCAAACAUACAUCAUUUCCGUGAUGAAUCUUCUAAUCCGAAUUCUCGACAUUAAGGCAUCCAGAAAGGACAAUAAGCAAAACGAGCCGAUCUUAUCCUCCGAAAUGGCAAGUCAAAACGUUACGUUUCGUAGUUCUCGAGCUACCGAAUCUGAUUCUGACAUUUACACGUUUUUAAUUUGUCGAGAAAAUGUGAAAAUCAGCAUAUGAAACCAUUAAACAUUUAAUACCGUAAUUCUGUUCAGCCGUGUUCGGAUCAGCCCACGUCCGUGCGCUCUGUACAAUAGAACCUUUUUAUAGUCACAUCCUCAAGACAUGUGUGACUAUUUAUUUUUUCUCAAUGCUUUGUUUCUUUCUCUCUUUCUUAUAUAUUCUUCUUCUAUGUGUAAUAUAUAGAUUUCCGUUCAUAACAAUAUUUCACUAUCGGAAAUUACAAGAUUUACGCAAAAAAUAUUCUCGAGCAUCGAAAUCCUUUUUGUCUUCUUCAUUUAUUAACUUGUGUCGUUCAUAUCGGCCGAUUUUCACUUAAUAUUAUUUAUUUUAUUACAGUUUUACGCUUUCAUAUUAUUCUCACAAUAGUUUCUUACAUAUUUCAUAGCUUUAUAUGCUGACUUUAAUGCUUUCUUGACAAAUUAACAUUUUUUAAAGGUCGGAAUCAGAUUCGGCAGCUCGAAAACUACAAAAAUAUACCGUUUUACUUGCCGCUGCUUAUUUUACUUAUCGUCCUCCGCACACACUGUACUCGCGGAUUAAAUGAAGCAAACGACAAAAGCGUAUUCGCGAUAUCAGAGACAUACGGGUACGUCCGAACCUCCCGAAUAUCGACGGGGUUCAACGAUCGAGAUAGUAUGCGAGAUCUCACGUAAUGCACCCGCAAUUCCGCCGGUUUCCCCGAUUCCACGGGAAUCGACGAGGACAUCAGCAGCGCGCGCGAGUCCGCGGCGCGGAAACUCGCGGCGGAUCAAGCUGCUGGGGUCAACCCCCGUGGUGCACAAAGAGGACAGUACAAAACUAGCUUUAGCUAAAAAAAAAAGAAAAAAAGAAAAAACUGCCCUUCCGCUCGUGUUGUCGGUCGCGCUAGCUGUUGAACGCUGGUACGCGAUUAUUGCGUCACGUGAGUUUACGUAAAGCCUCGCGGCGAAAAAAGGGAGCCGAGCUGGAAGGUAGGCUACGUUCCGGGGAUCGAUGUCGCUGCGACGCAGAAUUCCUACGUCGUGACGCUCCGCGUCGUCGUCGUCGGGACGAUGUCGGCGCACGCGAAAGAUGCGCGGACGGUGCGACGACGACGACGAUUCGUGUUCCCGUGUAUAAUAAUAAGUGCCGUUAGAUUUAACCGCAAACCGCGCUGUGGAGAACUAGGAGGCACGGGACGGCCUUCUCGGACGGGUUCUUGCGUUUUGAUUCGGUGCAAUAAGAAGGCGUGUGCGUGUAUAAUUUAAGACGAAACUCCCCUCAGUUCCUAAAUUUCGUGUAAAGCCGAAAAUGCGAAAAACAGCGUGAAACAAUUGAGCAUGGUCGACGUGGCGGCGCGCGUUUCCAAUCGUCGAGACUGCCGCUGACUUUGUCAGAAAAGUCGCAUCAUGGGAAAAAAAAAAAGAAGUCUUUCCGCGCCGAAGAAUUUAGCGAAGAUUAAUUUUACAGUAAUUUCUCGUACACACACGAGAUAUUGUCGAAAGAUAAUUAAUACGUAUACUUGUCGAUGUGAAAGCGACGUGCUUACAGUUUCCGAGAGAUAAUGGCAUCAACUACCGCGACGUAAGAAUACGUCGAAUCCGACAGCAUCGAUGAGAUACAAUGUGCAAAACAACGCGGCGCGUCCCACCUUUACCACGCUUUCAUCGAAUACGCAGACUAUGACAACACCGUGCGCGCGCGAGGACGAAUGUGAACUUAACGCGACCGAAAGGAAGAGAGUGCGUGUGUAUGCGUGCAUGUGCGUAUGUAUGUGUGUAUGCUUGCGAGAGAGAGAGAGAGAGAGAGGACGAGAAUGGUAAAAAGCGUAAAAAGUGUCCGUAGAAUUUACUAGUGUUACUAGUCUCGGUGCAAGUCACCGGAGAUCGAUCGAACUCGUCGACUAAGCUGAGAGAUCGAUCCCCGAACGCCUGUACAUAUUGCACUGGGGCCCUCUAGCGUGUAAGUGGAUCUGUGUAAAAUACGAUAUUGUGAUAAGAAUGUAAAGAGAGAGGUACGAGGACGAAAGACAGAUAAAUCAAGAGAGAGGCCUAGCAAAUCGUCUAUAUACAUAUAGGAUAUACACGGCAGACCCCGAUUUAACGAUUUUACCCAGGUAUCCUUGUACGGAUAUAGAAUAUUACGAGAACUAA
Messenger RNA from Dinoponera quadriceps, 8350 nucleotides. It is a transcript of the gene Dll, whose product is annotated as homeotic protein distal-less. Gene Ontology annotation, molecular function: RNA polymerase II cis-regulatory region sequence-specific DNA binding; DNA-binding transcription factor activity, RNA polymerase II-specific. Lineage: Eukaryota; Metazoa; Arthropoda; Insecta; Hymenoptera; Formicidae. The record is from RefSeq and is a predicted model, not a curated record. Gene Ontology annotation, biological process: regulation of transcription by RNA polymerase II. The transcript is spliced from 5 exons. Bases 1018 to 2253 code for a protein of 411 amino acids.